This is a messenger RNA of Suncus etruscus (white-toothed pygmy shrew), 4700 nucleotides long. RefSeq names its product NFE2 like bZIP transcription factor 1 (gene NFE2L1). Lineage: Eukaryota; Metazoa; Chordata; Mammalia; Eulipotyphla; Soricidae. Gene Ontology annotation, biological process: regulation of transcription by RNA polymerase II. Gene Ontology annotation, cellular component: nucleus. The record is from RefSeq and is a predicted model, not a curated record. Gene Ontology annotation, molecular function: RNA polymerase II cis-regulatory region sequence-specific DNA binding; DNA-binding transcription factor activity, RNA polymerase II-specific. Bases 633 to 2954 code for a protein of 773 amino acids. The transcript has 6 exons.
GGGAGAGGAGGCCGGCCGGUGGUGGCGGCGGCGGCGGCGGCGGCGGCAAGGCCGGGCGGGAUUUGCUCAGGCUUGAAAGGCCUAGCAGUGGCGGACUGACGCCGAGCUCAGCCGCGGGUUUCACGGGAAACCCCCCUGGUAAGUGUGGAGGAGGCGGGACACUCUGACCCAAGACAAAAGGCGUGUAGCUCCAGCCAAAGAACAUAAACCUUAGGAGGGAGAAGGAAAAACAAAACAAAACAAAAAACAAACUGUCCGCUGUUCCUGAGAACAGUCUUCAGUGCAAUCUACAGAGACAACCAAUGUGAGUGAGGAAGUGACUGUGUGUGGACUGUGGAGACAGUAAGUCACGUGGGCCCCUAGGGCCUGGACUGGUUUAGGAAGAGUUGUACUUAUAGAGGUGAGGUGUCAAGAAGGGAAAAGUGAAUGUUGUCUAGAGCGUGGCCUUGGCUCCAAAGGGUGUGCUUUCCUCCAAGGCCAUCAGGGAGCUCGGCCCCUGUUCUGCCAGGGUAGGGUACAGGGUUUGGCACUGAGGAGGGUGACUUGCUGGCUGGAGCAGCAGAGCAGUGGCCUUGAUUUGUCUUUUGGAAGAUUUAAAAACCAAAAAGCAUAAACAUUCUGGUCCUUCAGCAAUGCUUUCUCUGAAGAAAUACUUAACGGAAGGACUCCUCCAAUUCACCAUUCUGCUGAGUUUGAUUGGGGUGCGGGUGGACGUGGAUACUUACCUGACCUCACAGCUCCCCCCACUCCGGGAGAUCAUCCUGGGGCCCAGUUCUGCCUAUACUCAAACUCAGUUCCACAACCUGAGGAAUACCUUGGAUGGCUAUGGUAUCCACCCCAAGAGCAUAGACCUGGACAAUUACUUCACUGCCCGGCGCCUCCUCAGCCAGGUGAGGGCCCUGGACAGGUUCCAGGUGCCGACCACCGAGGUGAACGCCUGGCUGGUCCAUCGGGAUCCGGAGGGGUCUGUAUCUGGCAGCCAGCCCAGCUCCGGCCUGGCCCUUGAGAGUUCCAGUGGCCUCCAGGAUGUGACAGGCCCAGACAACGGGGUGCGAGAAAGCGAAACGGAACAGGGAUUCAGUGAAGAUUUGGAGGAUUUGGGGGCUGUAGCCCCUCCAGUCAGUGGCGACUUAACCAAAGAGGACAUAGAUCUGAUUGACAUCCUUUGGCGACAGGAUAUUGAUUUAGGAGCUGGGCGUGAAAUUUUUGAUUAUAGUCACCGCCAGAAGGAGCAGGAUGUGGAUAAGGAGUUGCGAGAUGGCACAGAGCAGGAGGACACCUGGCCAGGAGAGGGUGCAGAAACUCUGGCACGAAACCUGCUAGUGGAUGGAGAAACGGGAGAGAGCUUCCCUGCACAGGUGCCUGGUGGGGAGGACCAGACAGCCCAGUCUGUGGAGGAACGCCCCAGGCUUCUAGAAGCUUCCUGCCCCUUUGGGGAGAAUGCUGAGUUUCCAUCAGACAUUUGCAGCAUAUCAGAAGCAGUGCCUCGUGAGAGUGAGCCCCCAGGUCUUCAAAACAACCUCUUGUCUCCUCUCCUGACGGGGACAGAGUCACCCUUUGAUUUGGAACAGCAGUGGCAAGACCUUAUGUCCAUCAUGGAAAUGCAGGCUAUGGAGGUGAACACAUCCACAAGUGAGAUCCUGUACAGUGCCCCUUCUGUGGACCCUCUGAGUACCAACUACAGCCUUGCCCCCAACACUCCCAUCAAUCAGAAUGUCAGCCUGCAUCAGGCAUCCCUGGGAGGCUGCAGCCAGGACUUCUCACUCUUCAGUCCCGAGGUGGAGACCCUGCCUGUGGCCAGCACCUCCACUCUGCUCCCACUGGUCCCUAGCAAUUCCACCAGCCUCAACUCGACAUUUGGCUCCACCAACCUGGCAGGGCUCUUCUUUCCGCCCCAGCUCAACGGCACGGCCAAUGACACAGCAGGCCCCGAGCUGCCUGACCCCUUGGGGGGUCUGUUAGAUGAAGCCAUGCUGGAUGAAAUAAGCCUGAUGGACCUGGCCAUUGAAGAAGGCUUUAACCCCGUGCAGGCCUCCCAGCUUGAGGAGGAAUUUGAUUCUGACUCAGGCCUCUCUUUGGACUCCAGCCAUAGUCCUUCCUCUCUGAGCAGCUCUGAGGGCAGCUCUUCUUCCUCUUCUUCCUCCUCCUCCUCCUCCUCUUCUACUUCUUCCUCAGCUUCUUCCUCUUUUUCUGAGGAAGGUGCUGUAGGCUAUAGCUCUGACUCUGAGACCCUGGAUUUGGAAGAGGCCGAAGGUGCAGUGGGCUACCAACCUGAGUAUUCUAAGUUCUGCCGCAUGAGCUACCAGGAUCCGUCUCAGCUCUCCUGCCUGCCCUACCUGGAACACGUGGGCCACAACCACACAUACAACAUGGCACCCAGUGCCCUUGAUUCUGCUGACCUGCCACCACCCAAUACCCUCAAGAAAGGCAGCAAGGAGAAGCAGGCUGACUUUCUGGACAAGCAAAUGAGCCGGGAUGAACAUCGAGCCCGAGCCAUGAAGAUUCCUUUUACCAAUGAUAAAAUUAUCAACCUGCCGGUGGAGGAGUUCAAUGAGCUGCUGUCCAAAUACCAGCUGAGCGAGGCUCAGCUCAGCCUCAUCCGUGACAUCCGGCGCCGGGGCAAAAAUAAGAUGGCAGCGCAGAACUGCCGCAAGCGUAAGCUGGACACCAUUCUGAACCUGGAGCGGGAUGUAGAGGACCUGCAGCGUGAUAAAGCCCGGCUGCUGCGGGAGAAGGUUGAGUUUCUCAGGUCCCUGCGGCAGAUGAAGCAGAAGGUCCAAAGUCUCUACCAGGAGGUGUUUGGACGGCUGCGGGAUGAGAAUGGGCGUCCCUACUCGCCCAGUCAGUAUGCACUCCAGUAUGCUGGGGAUGGCAGUGUCCUCCUCAUUCCCCGAACCCUGGCUGACCAGCAGGCACGGCGGCAGGAGAGGAAGCCAAAGGACAGGAGGAAGUGAGCCCAGAGAGGAAGGGGGGGUUGACGCUCAUCAAGAUGGAAACUGGAGAAGGGCUGGGCCUGGACCUGGACCUACAGUGGGGACUUUAAUGCCUUCUUAUCCAAUAGAUCUUCUCAGAGGGGAUGACUGCGGGUCAGUGGAGAGGAAGAGACAGGUGCAGGCACUGUCUGGCUCAGCCUCCCCCUCUGGGGUGGUGGGAAUGGCCAGGCUGGGUGGACAGGGUCCUCACCACUAACCCUUUCCUUCUAAGGAAUGGGUGGUACUGGCAUUGCUGGAGGCCAGCAGAAGGGAAAGAAGGGUUUUGUGAGAGGAAAGGAAAGUAGAAAGGUCCCUUCCUGCAUGGAAGGACAGACAGAACGAAGGAAGGAAGGAAAAAAGAAACCCCCAAAAAAAUCAAAGCGGGAAGAAAAUCAAAGGGCAGGUUAAGAUGGUCUUUAGCCAGAACUCCAGGCAGCAGGUUUUAAGGUGGGACUACAUCACUGGAGUGAGUAAACCCCACUCCCCCCCCCCCCCCAGGGAGUUACCCCCCCUGAGGGCUGGUACUCAGGAUAGGUGGGAUAAGGAGGUACUCGUGACACUUUCUCCUCCCUGCACUUUGGUACCCUUGAAAGGAGCUUUGGGCUCUCUUGUGCUUAACUGUUGCCAUCAGAAGGGAGCCCCUGGGACCCAAUGCUGGUUGGAAGGUGGUUGUCAAAGGGUAGGGUAGACAGGAAAGGGCCAUGCAGCCCCGUGUGGCCACAGCCCCAAGAGCAUGUCACCCACUGCCCUGCCACUCCAUCUCCCUCUGCACCCGUGCCCCUGAGCUGAAGCUCUCAGGUUUCCAUCAGAGUCUGCAUGCAAAACGCUGUUCUCUGCCACCCGCCCGGGCUUCCCUUCUCCAGUCCUCAUGGCGUCCGAUGGAGCGCCUUUGCAGCUGGGGUGCUGGCAGUGGCCUUAGUACUGGCCCUGUGGCCUUCUGGGGGCCGCUCUAAGGCAGGGGACAUGAGAGGGAGAAGCCAGGCAGUAUUCAGCACAACACUGGGGAGAGACCCUGCAGGCCCCCCUACCAACAACUGGGCUUGUCACUGGAAACACAAACUACAAAACCCAGCAACAAAAACUAGUCCUCUUAGAGUUUCUUGCGCUUUGAUUUUUUUAGGGCUUAAGCCCUGUUUCACUUAUAGGGUAUAGAAUGCUUGUGUUGAGUAAAAAGGAGAUACCCCAAUAUUCAAAGCUGCUAAAUGUUCUCUUUGCCAUAAAGACUCCGUGUAACUGUGUGAACACUUGGGAUUUCCUCCUCUGUCCUGAGGUCUUUGCUUUAUUUUUUGGGUUUCUUUCUAGGAGAAUGAGAAGUGCAUGUAUGUCAGAGGGACUGAGAGCACCCCACCCCCCAGGCUCUCAGCCCCAGCUUAUGCAGGGCUCCUGGAGGACAGCCUGGGGGAGACAAGGGAGUGCCAAGGUGGCCCAGACGGGUUCCAGGACUGCAGUGUCUUUAUUUUUAACUGCCACUGCUGCCCCGCCCCACCCGCCUCAGGAGUCCAGUCUGCCCCAGACUAGUGGGAGGGAGCCGGAGGGGGGGCACGGAUUCUCCCCCUCCUGAGGGGAAUACAUUCUAACAGCAGUAGGGAUAGAAGGCACGAGCCUGGGAAGUGCUUUUAUAAAUUAUUUUCCUCAUAGAUUUUAUUUUUAAUUUAUCUCUGUGACCUGCCAGGGAGAGGAGAGAGAGAUGCUGUGAGCACAUGACAAAAUAAAAUAAAAUAAAGUGGA